AACUCGCCAUUGCACAAAUGCUUUAUAUUCUUUAAAAAUGUACUGUAAUGUGCUCCAAAUUUGUGAGGGUAAUGACAUGAGGCGUUUAGUCGGCGCGUCGCCAAGUAAUACUGCGGCGCUGUUCGGCUCACUCAUUGGAUCGGACGUCCUUGGAGUUCGGCAGAUCACAGAGGCGUCGCCAUCGCCGUCGCCGUCAACAGCCGUAGACUAAUUGCUGAUAUGCUGUGUCCGAUAUCACCGGUGUCACUGCCUGGUUCACCAGCUAGAGCCAGCUAGCCUUUUUCUAGACAAGUCUAAGAGACAUCGUUACCAUGCGCUGUCAGCCUAUCUCUGAUUGAUAAAUACCAGAUCAGACUCUUUUACCGCUCAGUAUCCCCUCAAUCAUGGUCAACACAAUUCCUCCUGCCAAUCCAAUCCCGGUUGCACCGUCCCCUGCUGAUGUUCUGAAUCGCCUAUUUCCUACUCCAGCACGCCCUCCAUCAGUCCUAGCACCAGCCCGUCUACCCAAUGCUGGUCCAGGGCCAACUGCUGCACUGCUCAAGACACUCAAGGAUAACCACGAGCGCAGUCACGUUUUCUUCAACUACUACAGUUUCCACAAUCAUGCUGCCCACCACUUACUAGCCAUUUGGGCCCUUGGAGCAUCUGGCCCUUUGAUCACAGCUGCAUACGAGGAUACGCACCUCGACCACAUGCGGGAUGCCUUCAAAGCACCCGACCAUGUAGUCAUCUCGGAUGACAAUUUCCAUGACUAUCUCGGGGACGAAAACUACUAUAAUGCAUACCUCGAUUACUUCCACAAAGUAGUUCUCGCACCAGGUUUUACCAUCUCAAACACCCUUGAAAAGUACAUUUUCUCUUCAGAGUACAAUAUCAACACCUCUCUUGCACCAGGCAAGCAGCAGCCUGAGAUGCUGAACCGCUUUGUCGAGAUUCUCAUCCACCCCCUCAUUCAUACCGGCUAUGGCGCGGAAUUCGGACUUCCAGGCAUGCUUGCUGAGGGGCUCGCCCAGGCGAGCGUUCAUCCCGCACGGGCAACCGUCUUCGUUUCCCGCUUGCUUUUCCCCGGAAACCCAGACUCUCCGUACAAGCCCAAAUCGCACGUGCACGCGCUCACGAUCCUCUCCCAGAUGCUCGCCGACCGCCGUUUCUGGACACGUAUCCUCGAGAAGCAUGAAUUUGAGGCCAUGCUGGUGUCGCACGGCGAACUCAUCAACUCUUACGCAGAGAUGUGGACGUGCGAGAUCAACAGCCAGGAUGACUUUAAUCGUCACCUCGAGGAGCUCGUAUGGGCAAGCACCUUGAUGUACGGAGUCAGUAGCUGGGAUGGCGAGAGCGAGGAGUAUCGUGCAGACUUCUUCACCAUGCACAGCGUCACCUCGUGCCUCUUCCUCCCGUCUCUUUGCGCCCACCUUUCAUACCGCAGCCAAUCUCUCCUCUUGCGCGCACACUUCCUCACGAGCAUCACAUGGUGGCUCGUACGUGGACGUCCCGCACUAUCCCUCCGGAAGUUCUUCGCCGCACCGCUUACGCCCCUCCCGUCCCCAGAACACUUCAAGUACGCAACAACGCCCCCUGGCGUUCAACCUCAACCGGCAGCAAGUGCACUACCCAGCGUGGACAGCCCGCACGCAGUGGCCCCCAACGUAUGGUACCAGCUCCUACAGAGCUCGAUCGUGCACCCGAAUGAGCAUCACCCCAAGUGCCAGCGUGCGCUUGCACACUUUGCUGUGCUGUACGGACACCGUGAUGCAGGCUUCUUGUCGGAGGCGCUGUCCUCGAGUCCAGCGAUUAGCUGCCCUGACACGCCAUUGAUGCCUGGUGGCCUUAAGCUUGCGGAGGGAGAGUGCAAGGCGCUCGAGGCGCCGGAGUGGGAGUUCCUUGAUGGGAGCUUGUUCUUACGCGUGGCUUGGUUGACGGGUGCUGCGCUGGGAUGGGUGAGGGAGGGCGAGCCGAACACGGGUGCUUGGGAUUAUCAGGAGUUUGAGAGAGUGGCUUUGGAGAGAGAUGAACUUGAAGCUAAGAUGAAGGCAUAGGGGAUGGAGGGAUCAUAUCUAAAAUCAGUAAAGUAACAUAUUUUCUCUUCGUUUGACUCCCAUCUCAGUUGAUAAUACACACAUGCAUAAUGUAUAACAUGCAGAUCUUGAAAUAACAAUAAGACGUAAAAGAGCAUCGAGCCUUUUGGGUACACCACUUCGGGGUCUUG
Suillus paluster is the source of this 2206-nucleotide messenger RNA. RefSeq lists its product as uncharacterized. The transcript is spliced from 4 exons. The record is from RefSeq and is a predicted model, not a curated record. Lineage: Eukaryota; Fungi; Basidiomycota; Agaricomycetes; Boletales; Suillaceae. The coding region runs from base 384 to 2036 and encodes 550 amino acids. Gene Ontology annotation, molecular function: oxidoreductase activity.